ACUACUUCCGGUUCAAAGCCUCCGGUUAUACUUCUACCUUUUUUUUUAUCACCACCUUAGAAAAGGCUUAAAUUAGACCCUAAAAUAUCAUCUUAUUAAAUAGUUUUUACCUCUACUAAUUCAGUAUUUGAUUAGAAAAUAAUGUCUGAAGAUAAAGAUCAAGAACUUGUAUGGAAAGUGAAAAACGGUGAACUCAAUGACAUCAAAACACUUGUAGAAAAAGAGGGUGUGAAUGUUAAUAAGGAAAUCCAAGGCCGUCUUCCCUUACAUUAUGCUGCAGAUUAUGGCCAAACAGAAGUAAUAGAAUAUUUGAUAAGCAAAGGAGCUAAAGUCAAUGCUCCUGACAAAUAUGGUAUAACACCAUUAUUGUCUGCCAUUUUUGAAGGACAUACUGCAAGUGUACGACUGUUAUUAGAAAAGGGUGCAGACAAAUCUGGUAAGUCUCCAGAUGGUGCUUCAUACAUAGAUUGUGCUGAAAAAGAUGAGAUCAAGGCUCUUCUAAAAUAACUGGUAAAAAACCCACAGUACAGAAACAUCUGCAGAAAAUAUAAGACAGAAAUGCUGGUUCGGUGGAUCAAGUGGUGUGACAUUCAUGUAUCUAAUUUUUUCAACUUAUGAAAUAUUUUUUAAUACUAGUAAGGAUGAAAUAAAAUCUGUCAUCACAAUAUAUUUUAACAGCAUAUAUUUAAAAACAGUAAUUUGUUAAAAUAUAUAUUGUUUUCAUGUGGUGUGUAAAUUGUAAAUGUUGUUUUGGUUAUGUUAAGAUGACCUCAAGUCUUAAUAUAUUGAAUCUUUAAACAUGAGUAAAUGGGGACAGAAAAGGUGUUAAAAAUUCAAUGUUUAAAAAAAAAUUAUUAAUAAUAUUAAUUUUCAUAACUAUAAACAUGUUCAUUAACACCUAUGGAUGUUUUUCUAGCUUUAUACUAUAGCUAAUUAAAGAUGUACUGCAGUUGACAUAGAGUAUUUCAGUACUCAACAAAUAAAUACACCAUUAACAAUUGAAAUUUUUUAUGUGUAAUUCAAUUUCAAUACCUCCCAUGUGAGUGCCAGUGAAAUCCAGGGAUUAAAGACGAUUUCAAAAUUAUUUAAAAUGAAAGUAACAAUGUAAUGUAAAAUCAACUACCAUUCUAUACUAUCUCAAUGUUUAAUUUUGCAUGCAUUCUCAAGUCAGUUAUACUUGUGAAUAUAUUUAUUUUUGUGCUCUUUAUUUUAAAUAUAGUUUGCUAGGUUGCCAUGCUUUUGAUAAUAAUAUUACUAUUUAUACCAGUAAAAGUUUUUGCUUAUUUUUGUAAUCUAUUUUAGGAAAAUUGUUACUAUUCCUAUAAAAUAUAACUACAAUAAAAUAAUACUACUAGUAAAUUGACCAAUAUGUUAAAGCAAAAUAAUGGCUUUGUAUAAACUUUGUGCAAUGUGGUUAAUAGGAUUAUUCUGACAAAAAGCUUUAGAUUCUCUGUGGGUAUGAUCUGUGCUUAAUGUAAGUUCUUGUUUGAGGACUUUUUUUUUUUUUAUAUAAUUCAGAUUUGAUUUAGUUCCAGGAAAUUGUGCAGAAAAAAGUUGAUGCAUUUACAAAUGUACUUGCCUUCUAUUGGUAAUUAAAAUGGAUAUCUAAAUCGA
Molecule: messenger RNA, 1614 nt
Organism: Physella acuta
Lineage: Eukaryota; Metazoa; Mollusca; Gastropoda; Physidae
Product: myotrophin
Biological process (GO): protein K6-linked ubiquitination
Cellular component (GO): BRCA1-A complex; BRCA1-BARD1 complex
Molecular function (GO): protein binding; ubiquitin-protein transferase activity
Source: RefSeq, a predicted model, not a curated record